Messenger RNA from Drosophila innubila, 1156 nucleotides. RefSeq names its product farnesol dehydrogenase-like. Bases 31 to 783 code for a protein of 250 amino acids. Lineage: Eukaryota; Metazoa; Arthropoda; Insecta; Diptera; Drosophilidae. The record is from RefSeq and is a predicted model, not a curated record. The transcript is spliced from 2 exons.
AGUGUUUAUUCUAAUUGGUUGUCCAGCAACAUGGAUCGAUGGCAAAAUCGCGUUGCCGUCGUAACCGGCGCUAGUUCGGGCAUUGGAUCGGCUAUUGUGGUUGACCUGGUCAAUGCAGGUCUCGUUGUAGUCGGAUUGGCUCGUCGUGUAGAACGUGUCAAGGAACUCCAGAAAUUAUUGCCGGCUGAACGAAGGGAGAAGCUAAUUCCCCUGUUUUGCGAUGUGGGCAAUGAGAAUUCGGUGAAAGAGGCUUUCGAUGAGAUCGAGAAACAGCUGGGCGGCAUUGAUAUCCUGGUAAAUAAUGCUGGUUCCCUGCAAGAUGGCCGACUGGUGGACAUGCCGAUCUCGCUCAUCCAGCAAACAGUUCAGACCAACAUAAUGGGCAUUAUAAUGUGCACACAGCGUGCCUUUGCCUCCAUGAAGACGAGGAAUGUCGAUGGACAUGUUAUCCUAAUCAACAGCAUACUUGGCCACAAAUUGUUUGGUCCCACGCCAGGUCAUGCCCCAGAAAUUAAUAUCUAUCCGCCCACCAAGCAUGCGGUUACUGCAUUAACCGAAAUGUAUCGCCAGGAGUUUAUGGGUCUGGGAACUCGAAUCAAGAUCACGAGUGUUAGCCCUGGCAUCGUUGAUACGGAUAUACUGCCGGACAAUGUGCGUAAUUCGGUUAGCCAAACAAUGCUUAAGCCGGAGGAUAUUGCUCAGGCGGUAUUGUUUUCAAUAUCCACGCCUCCACAUAUGCAAAUACACGAGAUGAUAAUUAAGCCAGUUGGCGAGUUGUUUUAAUUUAUUACAAUUAAUAGUAUUUAAAUCUAUAAGUGCAUUAUAAUUAUUAUGAAGGUUUAUUUUAUGUUCACUUAAGAAUGCAUACAAAUUUUAACAUUAAAUUCCACAAGUUAUUCAAGUAACAAAUUUUAUAAUUAUUAAAAUCACAAAUCAAGUUCGCAAGUAAAACUUUAAUGGCGACAAAAAUUCUCAAGUACACUUUCACUUAUAUGGAAAUAAAUAGAUAAAUAUUCCCUGGUGCUGGAACCAUAUUAUGAAACCUACUAAAUAAUAGUAUUACUCGUAGUAUAGGCAAUUUUUGUAAGCCCGUAUAUUCUUGUACCUUAAGAUUCCCUUUUUUGCGUUACAUUAAAAAAAGUGUAUAAAAAGAGUA